Messenger RNA from Hemicordylus capensis (graceful crag lizard), 2497 nucleotides. It is a transcript of the gene DGUOK, whose product is annotated as deoxyguanosine kinase. NCBI's taxonomy places the organism in Eukaryota, Metazoa, Chordata, Lepidosauria, Squamata, Cordylidae. Gene Ontology annotation, cellular component: mitochondrion; cytoplasm. The record is from RefSeq and is a predicted model, not a curated record. Gene Ontology annotation, molecular function: ATP binding; deoxyguanosine kinase activity. Gene Ontology annotation, biological process: nucleobase-containing compound metabolic process. The transcript has 7 exons. The coding region runs from base 316 to 993 and encodes 225 amino acids.
GUGAGCGGGAGCUCUUUGGAGGCCGCGUGUUCCGGGAGGACCCGAGCGGCUUCGGCCCCCGACCUGGCGGCGCGUGCGCAGUGGCCUUCUGCUGAUGCCGGCGGCGGCGACGACGACGAGCGCUCGGUCUGCUCUCUGGCGCAGCCAUGGCCGGGGCGCGGGGCUGGCACUGCGCGGGGGCCGGCAAGAGGCUCUCGGUCGAGGGCAACAUCGGUAACCGGGCUGCGUGCGGGGAGGUUCCAGAGCAGCGGGCGCCUAGCUGUGGGGAAGUCCACGUUUGUGAGGUUACUCAGGAAAGCUUUCCCAGAAUGGCAUAUGACUGCAGAGCCGGUCUCCAAAUGGCAGAAGGUUGAGGCCGCGGGGCACCAUCCAGAGGCCCUGCCUUCUCAGAGCACGGGGAACUUGCUGCAGAUGGUCUACCGGGAGCCUUCGCGGUGGUCCUACACCUUCCAGACGUACUCGUGUCUGAGUCGGCUCAAGGCCCAGCUGGCACCUCUGCCCGCCCGGGCCCUGAAGGUGCAGGAGCCUGUGCAGAUAUUCGAGCGAUCCGUCUACAGUGACCGAUACGUCUUUGCAAAAAACCUCUUUGAAAUUGGCCACCUGGCGGAGAUCGAGUGGGUCAUCUACCAGGACUGGCACACCUUCCUCCUGCAAGCAUUUGGAGACCAGCUGGGCCUUCACGGCUUCCUCUACCUCCGGGCGCCUCCUGAGGUCUGCCUGGAGAGAUUGCACCGGAGAGCCAGGCCUGAAGAGAAGGAGGUCCAGUUGCGAUACCUGGAGCAGCUCCACGCCCAGCAUGAAAACUGGCUCAUGAAGAAAAGCACUGAGAUCCACUUUGAAAACAUCAGAAAUGCUCCUGUCUUGUUGCUGAAUGUCACAAAGGACUUUGAGAAUGACUCCAGGGAGCAAGGGAAGCUUGUGAGUCAGGUGAAGACGUUUCUCAAGACCCUUUCGUCUGACCCUUUGCCUUCUGCCUCUGCAGCCACUUGCUAGCUGAGGAGCUUGUUCCACCAGCACGUGGCUCUGGCUCCCAAACCGUGGAAAGGACGCGUCAUGGACAGAUGGCUCCCAAGUGACCCUAACCCUUCUCACACUUAAUCCUGGAAGGCUGAAGUCAGCUGGAGAGCCACAUCCAAGCUGGCCAGAGAUGUCCCUGCGUCCCUAGAACGAAGAGUCCUGUCUGGGUGCUGCCGGGAAAAGGCUCCCUGUCUCUGGUACCAGGACCGUCCCAGCGUGGAGACCCAGCAGGUGAAGGGCGGGACUGGAGGACGUGCUUCCCCGUGGGCUGGGCUGGUUCCGAGGCAGCCCACAUCCCCCCCCAGACUGGGCCCUGCUGGAGCAGAAAGCAACUCGGGAGCUCCUCGGUCUUGGCGUGUGCUUGGCUGGGUGGGAGACUGAAGGCACUUGAAUGGACGUGGACCUGGGGCCGACCCCGUCUUACUCACCCCCGGCACCACUGGCCAUGGCGCUUCCUCUGCUCUGGGUCUGUCCCCCACAGGAAGCUGCUGCUGCUGCUGCUGGAAUCUCUGACUGCGUUCCCUGCUGCCUCCUGGGGCUUGAGAUGCUGUGGCAGACUCUCUCGCGCCCUUCAUCACCCUUGCCGCUCUGCCGUUCCUCCCUCCCCCUCCUCCUGUGCUUCUGUGCCCACUCCUCAUCCCCGGACUGGCCUAGAAAUGGCCCGGAGCUGCAGGCCAGUCUAGCAGUGCCUGGCUUCUGCCUGCCUGCACCAUGUUCUGUGUGCUGAAGCCUCCGACUUGGGGGAGCAGAUAGAGAUGAGAGAUGAGCACGCAAUUAUUUCCAGGACCAUCCCAGAGAUCUGGAGUCUGUCCGAAGUUGUAGAGUCCGUGUGGUUCCCCCCUAUGGUUGCUUUGAAGUUGUGCAGCGAUUCCCAACUUAGGGUCCCCAGAGGUUGUUGGACUACAGUGGCCCAGGCAGCUGUUACUGGGGGUGAUGGAAGUUGUAGUCCAACAACCUCUGGGGACCCAGGGAUGGGGGCUCUUGUCCUAAUGCAACUGUCUGGUGGAGCUGAAAGAAGUGGCUGGCGUGGAAUUUGGAAGGGCCCUGCCUGGCAAAGCUUUGUGCACAUUGUGUCUGGUUAGGGCCAGGUGCUUGCAGAACAAUCUGGAUUAUGAAUGGUAUCCUUUGGAGUGAAGUCAAGACUUCAGAGUCCUGUGGGGUUGCUGCCUCCUCCGUGGUAGUUUCCAUGUGAACAUAUUGCGCGUCUUUAAGCAUGUAAGCAAAAGGCAGGCGUUUCUUGGAGCCCGGUCAAAGCAGAGUCUGCAGCCGCGCAGGCUUGAGGUCAGGGCAAACCGAUCCUGAAAUGAAUCUGGUUCUCUUGCGCAGGAGCCCCCGUCCUGCUCAAGGGGGUGCCAUCUGCUGUAUCGUAGUGUGCAAAUAGACUCUUAAAAGAUUCAGUGCACAGGUAAACUUUGUAGAUGCGGAUCCCUCCUAAAUUAUGUAAGUCUGUAUUUAAAUGAAUAAAACAAAUCGAUUUGAA